Messenger RNA from Trypanosoma grayi, 1872 nucleotides. RefSeq lists its product as hypothetical. Lineage: Eukaryota; Euglenozoa; Kinetoplastea; Trypanosomatida; Trypanosomatidae. The record is from RefSeq and is a predicted model, not a curated record. Bases 1 to 1872 code for a protein of 623 amino acids. The transcript has a single exon.
AUGAGGCAGCAGGUGCGGUUUCUGUCGUCGGUGCGCCGCCCCAGCACUGAGCGGUUGCGGCUCUUGACGUACCCGAUGGCACUCGCCCAGCCGCACGCCACAGUGCCGUUGCUUCAGACGCCCACAGACAUGACGCACGACGAACGACAUCCCUCGUCGAGUUGCCACGUGAAACUGCGUGGCCUGGCAAAGGAGUACCCAUGCCCACAGGGUGGAGGCAUUGUCAACCCGCGUCGUUGGGUGCGGGGGCCGGAGGAGCUCUGCGUUGCGUCACUACGGCGCAGCAAGAAUAUGAACAAGAUAAAUACGUACGUGGCGACGUAUAAGUUCGACGACCCCCAGUGGUCACCGAUACUGCUGCCAUCAGUGGUGCUUCGCCCGCCUCGCCCCGCCGAGGCCGACGCACAUGAAACUGCCGAGGGAAAGGAGAAGACGGGGAAAGAUCCUGCAGGUGCAGUUGCUGCUCCUGCUGCUGUGUCGUCUCCACCGAGUGAUCCAACUCCGCCCUUUGCCGAUGAGGCCAGCAGCGAUUACCGCGGCCGCGUGGUGAUUGAUCACAACAAGCUGGUCACGCUGGAGUGCAUGGCGCGGCACGUCAACUUCUCGCUGCGGCACAUUGUGCAGAAGGGGCACGGUGUGUACUUGCUGCAUCACGCCCAGCACAGUGUGCUGCACCCGAAGGGCAUUGUGGAACAGUCCUUUGUGACCUGCUCCUUUGGUAUUCGCGGCGAGCGGCUGCGUACAGACAUUGUGCACGUCGGCCCUCUCGAUGCAAUGGACGUGCUCGAUGUGCAAACAGGGCCGGGUGGUCAUACGCGCUGCGUCUUCGACUUCCAGAAGCCAAACGUCGCCCGCGGCGUGGUGGCGGUGUCACAGGUGGAGGGUUACGGCACGUGGUUCCAGCGCAAGCCAAUGCUCUGGCAGCGGUCACGCCGCAUUGGCGCACUGCAGAGCCAGCUUGGUGCCUUCGCGUAUGACCUGGCCGCCCCGCAUGCGGUGGGCAAGCGCCAUGAGUGUGACGUCUUUCUGCUCGCUCCACACAUGCACUUCUUCGCUAACGGCGCCGGUGGGGCGGAGGCGGUUGGCAUCGUUGCCUCCUCGCAGGUGGCACAGCAGGAACGCCUCUACUUGGGUGAGUUUGAGGCCCCCGCGAUGACGGCGCUCGAUGCAGUGCAUCAGCUUGCGCAUGCGUCCGCCCUUCGAUGCCGACUCGUGACACCCGUGUCGAGCGACAAGAAGAGCUGCGAGGACGAGGCGGCGGAGAUGGAAACCUUGCUUCCGGUGAGUUGGGCCACACGCACACCACCGCCGUACGUUCCGCUCGAGGCCGACUUGCCGUUCAAACUGCAGAUGUCGCGACCUGCCGUUAUUGGCGGCGAGGCACAUCAGCACCAGCAGCAGAUGGCGUACCCGACAGGUGGGACAGUCGGCUCGCCGUUCGUUGGCGGCGCACCGCUGGUGCUGUUCGAGUACAACCUGCACCAGGGUGUCGAUCACUACGUCUUCGACGACGCACCGAGCGCGCGGCCAAUGAAGUGGUGGUCACAGAAGAGUAAUUUGCCUUACAGUGGCUACAUGUACUUCGUGCGCAGCGGUCGUGUUGACUCCCUCACACCAACAGAGGAGAUACCGAAUCCGCUCGAGCCCGUGGCGAAGCGGAGGCCCCUUCACAACAUUGUGCCGCCCACAAAGACAGUCCUGCGACGCAUGAACCGCUACAAGCGUACGCUGCAAGAGGGGGGAAAGAAGACAAUCCAUCCAAAGAAGAGGGCCGAGACAGCAGCGGCAGCAGCUGAAGCAGCGGAGGCGGGAACAACGGCGCAGCACGCACGUGACGCCGAUGCAAGAACGAGUGGAGACAGUGACAAUUAG